AUUAUUGUAUUUCAUGUCACACGCGCGCACAUCGACUCACGCUCAUUUUCUCAUAUAUAUUAUUAUCACUUAUACACCCGCGCAUUUAUUUUUAGAGGUUUAGAAUAAAAAAUUUUUUUGAAAGUACGCUGCGCGUGUUUACUAUAAAAAUUCAUAAACUUUCUUUUUUUUCCUAUAUAAAAAAUUUCUCCACAUAGAGAAAAAAUAACGAAUUUUUUUUCUCAUCCAAGUUUUCUCUUUUUUUUGUGUCUAAAAAACCCUCUUUACUUCAGUGUAUGUGUAUGUGUGUGUGUGUGUGUGUAAGAGACUCUCGUGUUGUUUUCUGUCCGUCUUUUUCUUUCUCUCGCCGCGUAAAAAAAAAAGCAUUCCACCUUCAAGUCAGCGGCAAAGGUUGUGACUGAUAAGCCGCAAAUUUAAUUUCGAUUAUUUUAACAAAAAAAAACCAAUUCAUCGAAACAUUUUUUUUUUUGCUCGGGAAUGUGAUUCUUUAUUGUAAAAAAUAUAGAAAUAUUUGUGUUUUUUGGAGGUGAAUGAAAGAAUUUUUUUUUUCCGAAUUUUUAAUAUUCAAUAUAUCCAGUGAAAGUGAUUUGGGAAAUAAUUUUUGUUUCUACGGAGAUAUUUUGUAUGUCGUUCCUUUUGCUGACAUUCGCGAUGUCAGCUCAAUGAUUAUAAUAGUAGUAGUAGUAGUAUAAGUAUAGGCGCAGCGUCUUUUUCGUGGGAGAAAAAAAAGUAAAUAGGUGGAAAAACAAUAAUAAAUUUUUUUUUUCUUUUUUGAAAAGAGAGAAUUAAAUAAUUUGACAACAGAAAAUGAAUUUCGCGUGUAAGUGUCUUAAUGUGUCGAUUAAAUCGAGAAGUGAUAAACUCGAAAGGGUCAUUGUCGAAGACAUUGUUGGAUUAGAUCCCGAUGAAAGGCUCGACGCCUUUUUUCAAGAGGGCGUAGCAACAGUUCCAGAAUUGGAGGUAAUAGAAAAGGAACAGGCAACCUUGGUUGAAUGCAAAAAUAUUGGCUCGUGGACAACUCAUUAUUGUUGUAAUUGUUCGAUGUACACGCACGCCGUAAACUCCGAAGAUGGAAAUGCAAUAAUUUUGAUCAACACAAAAAUGAUCAUGUCAAAAGAAGAGAUGGAACAGAUAAAGUCAUCGUCUAAGUACAGUUCAGUGUUUAGGAUAGUAAUUGACCGGAAGAAGUUAAACGACAUGGAUUCGUUCUUGCCACCGGUUACGUUCCCUGUAUCACAGAUUCCAAGCAGUCUGCAGAACGCUUUGCGUAGCCUUCAACAACAAUUGCAAGCUGCCAUCAAUAGGGAAACACAAAUUAUUGAUGAUAAAAUUCACGCCUACACCAUGGAGCAACGUAAAAUUUUAGAAAAAUUCCAAGAGCAAGCUUACAUGGAUCAUCGACUGUUGAGCAGAAUGAUAUGUAAAAAAGAGGAGAAACCAAAAGUGGUUGCAAAAACACGAAGACGAGCGAAAAAUUUAAAGACCAGUGACUCUACCUCAGUAUCAAGUUCACUGUCUGCAAGGCCACCAACUGAAACAAGUUCGAGUGACACUGCUUUCAGUGGAUCGAAUAUUAUGACACAACAUACAAAGUCGUCCAUAAAUUCCAAUCUCGUAAGUGACAAUGGACACAGUGAUAAAACUGAUUCAGUUAAAGCACGUCGAAGAGAACCGAGUAGCUUUGAUGCCGAGGCACUUUUUCUUCUCGAAGGAAUGGACGACACUGUUUAUUCGGAUGAUUGUCUAUUGUCCUCCGAUUUGGAAUCUGAUACCGAUGAAUCGGUGAAAAACGAGGGAACUAAUAUACCCAGAAGCCAAAAGAGAGGCUAUCCAAUGUUAGCCAAAUCAUUACCAGUGACUGUACCUGAUUUUCGUCCAUUUGAUAGGCGCUUACCACAUGACGAAGAUGAUGAAAAAGAAUCAAUGGAUCCGCUAGACCCGCAUAAUAUUAGAGCUUCAAUUAAAGCUCUAGCCAAAAGUGUUCAUGGCGAUCCAGUUUUUGGUGAUUUGCCGAGACCUCGAUUCUCCACUCAAAUCUGACUGGAGAAAAUUAAUGAAUCAACUGACUCCCCUAGAUUAGUUUCGUAUAAAUUAAGUGUUUCCUAAUGUGUCAUUUCACCGACCAUCGUAUCUUUUUUUGUCUGUCUUUUUUUUAGCACCUUAACAAUUUGAUACAAAAAAAAAAAAAAAAAAAAAAAUACUAUAGAGAAGUGAUAUUGCUAUAAGAUGUGAUAGGUAACGUAUUUUGUAUAAUUUCCUACUCUUUAAAGAAGAAAAAAAAAAAGUUUAUAGGUUUACAAUUUUUUGACUAAAAUUUAAAAAAAAAAUAAAUAUGUGCGCUAGUUUCGCAAGAAGAGUACUCAUAUAUAUUGUAUAAAUAAAUAUAUUCGAAUUUAUUCAAUUGAUACACAUAUAUUAUAUAUAAAUAUAUUUCUCGUUUAUGUGCUAAAAGAGACGCUUGAGAAAGUAUAUUAUAAAGAAGAUUUUUUCUUUUCUUUUUUUUUCAUUUUUUACCAAGUGAUCAAAUUGUUACUUUAUUUUCUUCGGUCUCGAAGUCGUUAAUGUUUAUAAUUACUCAAGUUUUUUCAAUAAAAAAAAAAAAUAUUAUACUUUUUAGUAAAAA
Molecule: messenger RNA, 2623 nt
Organism: Leptopilina boulardi
Lineage: Eukaryota; Metazoa; Arthropoda; Insecta; Hymenoptera; Figitidae
Gene: PRAS40
Exons: 8
Coding region: 808-2040 (410 amino acids)
Biological process (GO): neurotrophin TRK receptor signaling pathway; negative regulation of protein kinase activity; negative regulation of TOR signaling
Cellular component (GO): cytoplasm
Source: RefSeq, a predicted model, not a curated record